Messenger RNA from Scutellospora calospora, 383 nucleotides. Lineage: Eukaryota; Fungi; Glomeromycota; Glomeromycetes; Diversisporales; Gigasporaceae. The record is from the annotation of a GenBank genome assembly.
GAAAUCUUUAUCAAAUUAUUGAUUCAAUUUCAUCAACAUUAAAUGAGGAUUCAUUAGAAGGUGAAAAGGAAGCUAAAAAUUUAAUUUUAUUAUUAGAUGAGGAUUUUGUUAUAGUUACUAUGUUCUUGGCGGAUUUGACAACAAUAUUAAAAAGAUUAAUCAAUGUUUUUCAGUCUGAUUAUGUUGCACUUUCGUACCUUAAACCUCAUUUAAAAACAGCAAUUAGCUCUAUUUCUGAAAGUUUUAUUGGAAGUACUGAUAUACAACCUAUAUAUAGUAUUAUUUUACGUAAUUAUAUAGACCGUAACAGUAUUAAUCAAGAGACACUUCUUGUUUUUAUUGAAGAUUAUGCAAAGGCAAUCAUUGAAGCAUUACAAGACUGA